AUUUCGGAAUUUCAGUUACUAGCUCGUCAUCAAAACAGCAACAACUGUUGAGAAUAAAAUUCUUGCGUGAAACCGAAUCAAUAGAAAAACAAAUAAAACAAACAAAAUGGUUCGCCGUGGACGUUCAGCCAGUCCCCCGCCCUCCACUCGUCGGUAAGACAGUCGCGAAAAACAAAGAAAAUUCGGGGGAAAUUGGAUAAAGCGCCGGCAGGAAAUUCAUUUCGUAAUCACCGACCAAUCAAUCGGAUGAUCUGGCUUUAUCUCAUGGACAGAAUUUCACUUCCGCCGCUUUUUCCGGCCCCCGAAAUGGGUUAAGGUUACGUAACCUUAAAAAUAAGAGGAUUCCCAAUAACAUGGGAUGUUUUAUUGGUGCUGUCCUCCUAGCGGAAGACCCGCUAAAUCUGGCUACUUAUUCAAUUACGAAAGUGCUCAUAAAAUCCAUUUUUCACCGCACCUGUGCAGGCCCGUGCCCCCGCCCCGGCCCCGGCUCCUGUCCAGACACGUGCCCCAGCACCGGCCGCCUCUGCCCCUGUUCCGGCGCCCAUGAGCGCUCCUCCCAGUGCCGUCGGCAUGCCGGCACCGCAGCAGCCAUCGAUGUUCCAGCAGAUGGCCGCCACCGCUGGAGGCGUGGCCGUGGGCUCAGCCAUUGGACACACCGUGGGUCAUGGAUUGACCUCGCUGUUCAGCGGAUCUGGCGACAAGGAGGCCGCUGCUCCCGCUCCGGCGGCAGCCGCUCCUGCCCCCCAGCAGCCAUACUACGCCCAGCAGCAGCAGCCCAAUGAGCCGCAGGGAGCCUGCGCCUGGGAGCUCAAACAGUUCAUCCAGUGCGCCCAGGGUCAGGCGGAUCUUACCCUCUGCGAGGGAUUCAACGAGGCGCUGCGGCAGUGCAAGCAGAGCCACCAUCUCCAGUAGAGGGCCCAGCUCCGGUAGAAUAUCAUCUGGCCAAGCACCGGCGGAUGAACGCAGCCGGAUGAACCCAUCGGAUGAACACCUCCGGAUGAACUCUGUCCUAUCCCUUCGUUUAGUUCUUAAUUGUUUAAUUGCAAGCAUCUGAAAGAAAGCAUUGUUUAAUUGUAGUGCAAAAUGAAAUGUUAAAUAGAAAAUCCCGUUGGCAGCCCAAAACCCUUUCCAAAAAAAAACACAAACAAACAAAACAAAAAAGAAACCAAACCCCACGGGUUGUCAAUGUGGGCCAAAACAAAACGAAGUUUCCAAGAGUUUUUAUUGUUUAAAAUAUAAAUAUAUGCAUAAGUUAAUAUC
Drosophila melanogaster (fruit fly) is the source of this 1260-nucleotide messenger RNA. RefSeq names its product Coiled-coil-helix-coiled-coil-helix domain containing 2 (gene Chchd2). The record is from RefSeq and is marked reviewed. NCBI's taxonomy places the organism in Eukaryota, Metazoa, Arthropoda, Insecta, Diptera, Drosophilidae. Bases 544 to 912 code for a protein of 122 amino acids. Gene Ontology annotation, biological process: mitochondrion organization. The transcript has 2 exons.